CGGGCCGGCGGCCGUGCGCGUGCGCGGAGGGCAAGGCCCGCACGUGGGGCCGCGGCGGUCCCGGGGGGUACCGGAGCCAUGGGGCGGAAGCUGGACCCGAGCAAGAAGGAGAAGCGCGGCCCCGGGCGCAAGGCCCGCAAGCAGCGGGGAGCCGAGGUGGAGCUGGCCCGCUUCCUGCCGCCCGAGGCGGAGAGCGGCCGGAAGAAGCUGUCCAGCCACGCGCGGAGGAGGGCCGCCAAGAGACGGCUAGGGGCGGCGGGGCGGACGGCGCCGGGAGGAGGUCGGCGGCCCGCGGCUAAAGAGCAGGGGGAUUCUCAGGAGGGCAGUCCCAUAAAGGCAGUGGGACAGGACCCUCAGCGCCAGUCUGGCUUCAAAGACGAUAACGCAAAAUGGCUGACCCCAGCCAAAGGCAAGAAGAGCCUCUCCAAGAGAACCAGCGUGGAGUUGUCCAGCAAUGGCGAGGUGGAAGAGGACAGCUGGGAGAUGGAGGAGGAGGAGCAGGAGGAUGGGAGCAGCGAGGAGUUGAUGGAUGAUUAUGGUGCCUCAUCCUCUGAUGAGGAAGAAUUGUUGCCCAUUGAGAAAGCCGCCCUGAAGCAAAAGGCUGACGACAGAGAUCUCAGCGAAGAUGAUAGUGAGGAGGAUGAGGUGGCCGAGGAGACCAGCAGGCAGAAAACGGGACAGAAGGAAAAAGAAGAUGCAGAACUGCAGCUCAACCUGGAGAUAGAUGAAGAAUUCAAAUUGCCAACUGAUGAACAGAUCGAGAAAGAGACUGCUGAGCCACCAGACCUGCAUGUCAUUCACCAGCGCAUCAAGAGCAACAUGGAGGUGCUGCAGGACUUUGGGGUGAAGCGGGAGGAAGGACGCACACGACAAGAGUACCUCGCGCUGUUGCGCCGGGAUAUGGCUGCUUACUAUUCCUACAGUGACUUCUUGCUCAAGAUGCUCAUGGAUAUCUUCCCGCUCCCUGAGCUAAUCAACUUUCUGGAAGCCAAUGAGGUUCCCCGUCCCGUGACCAUUCGCACCAACACACUCAAGACGCGGCGACGGGACCUAGCGCAAGCACUCAUCAACCGUGGUGUGAAUCUGGACCCCUUGGGGAAGUGGUCAAAAACUGGACUUGUUAUUUAUGACUCCUCCGUGCCCAUUGGUGCCACCCCUGAAUACCUGGCUGGACACUACAUGCUGCAAGGAGCUUCCAGUCUCCUCCCUGUUAUGGCUCUGGCUCCACAGGAGAAUGAGCGCAUCCUGGAUAUGUGCUGUGCCCCGGGUGGCAAAACCAGCUACAUAGCUCAACUUAUGAAGAAUACAGGGAUGAUCUUGGCCAAUGACAGCAAUGCUGAGCGGCUGCGUAGUGUGGUGGGGAAUUUGCAUCGGCUGGGUGUCACCAAUGCAGUAGUGAGUAACUGCGAUGGACGCCAGUUUCCCAAGGUACUUGGAGGGUUUGACCGUGUCUUGCUUGACGCUCCCUGUAGCGGAACAGGUGUCAUUUCUAAGGAUCCUGCUAUCAAAACCAAUAAGGAUGAGAAAGACAUCCUGCGCUGCGCUCACUUGCAGAAGGAGCUGCUUCUCAGUGCUAUAGAUUCAGUCAAUGCCACCUCAGAGACAGGGGGCUAUGUUGUCUACUGCACGUGCUCCAUUACAGUGGAAGAGAAUGAGUGGGUUGUGGAUUACGCCCUGAAGAAACGCAAUGUUCGUUUGGUGGCCACAGGACUGGACUUUGGCAAGGAAGGCUUCACCAGGUUCAAGGACCGUCGUUUCCAUCCGUCUCUUAAAUCUACACGGCGUUUCUAUCCCCACACCCAUAAUAUGGAUGGGUUCUUCAUCGCCAAGUUAAAGAAAUUCUCUAAUGCCAUCCCCAAGACGCAGAAAGAUGAAGAACCUGCUGUGGAAGCAGCAAAACCGUCCACUGGCCCUGAGACAGUCAUGGAACCACAGGCAAAAAAGAAGAAACUUGAGUCGUCAAAAAUUGCCCAAGAACAGAAGAAGCCACAGCCUGCUUUGAAGAAGAGACAUUCAUUGCAGGAACAGAGGAGGCCCUUGAAGGCUGUCCGGCCUUCUCCCCAUAAGUCAUAUGCUCAAGUCCCUAACAGAAAGAAGCAUAAGGUGAAGCAGAACGGACAGUGAGAGGAACUGCUUUUCCAGGUGCUGUUUCCCUCCUUAGGGAGCAAAGGCUAGGGCUGCCCUGGUUGUGUUGUGUAUUGUGCUGUUUUUCCUGCUCUUUGCAUAUAAUUGUUGCAGUACUGAGCACCCAGGACAGCAAUAGCCCCUUUUACUCCUUUCCUUGCUCUGCAUCAAGGACUGACACACAACUCAUUAAAAGUUUUAUAUUUUUGCUCAAA
Messenger RNA from Phasianus colchicus (ring-necked pheasant), 2339 nucleotides. RefSeq names its product NOP2 nucleolar protein (gene NOP2). The record is from RefSeq and is a predicted model, not a curated record. Lineage: Eukaryota; Metazoa; Chordata; Aves; Galliformes; Phasianidae. Gene Ontology annotation, cellular component: nucleolus. Gene Ontology annotation, biological process: maturation of LSU-rRNA; rRNA base methylation. Gene Ontology annotation, molecular function: RNA binding; rRNA (cytosine-C5-)-methyltransferase activity.